AUGCAUGUGAUGUCACUUUUAGCACAUGGCAUGAUUCGAAAUAGAUGGUGCAAUGAUAUGCUUAUGCAGGCGUUAUUAUAUUCAUUGAUACCGACUGAGAUACUGAGUUUUUUUGAAGAUUUUUCAAAGAAUGCAGAGAAUCGUUCUAUAUCUGAUCUGAAAUUUUCAUUAAAUCCUUUGUGUUUGUGGUGGCGAGAUUAUUUUAAGAUUACUAGACUCGGAAUUUGUUCCCGAGAUUAUGAUGAAUUUGGUGUGAAGGGAGUUUCAGAGGAAAAUCAAAAAGAUUUUGUUGAUUGGAUUCCUUCUGUCCAUGCUCUGCGAACCGCUAUUAAAGAAGGUAAAGGAAGCAAAGAUACUUCUGCCCAAUUGUUUGUUGCGUUAUUGAGAUCGUUGGGUUUUUCUGCUCGAUUGAUAAUUUCGUUACAAGCUGUUUCCUUUAAAUUUGCUACUAAAAAGCCUGUAGCAAGGAAAACACUUGUAAAACGAAAGAAUUCUGUUAAGUUGUUUCCAAAAAGUAAACAAGACGAAGAAUCUUCUAAUGUGAAUACCAAAGAAGUAAAAAGAAAACGUAACAUUAUUGGUUCUUCGAGUCGCAAAAAGAUUAAGACUGCUGAAAGUAAUGAGGGAAGUGAUGAUGAAAUUGUUACCACGGAAAAAGUUAGCAAGUAUUUCACUACUCCAGUUAAGCGAUCAAACGCGUCUCAAUCAAGAAUGAGUCCAAGUCGCAAGGCCAAAAUGGAAAAUAAUGAUUCGGAUGAUUCUGAAGAUUUUACUCCGCUUUCAAAAAAACGUUCAUUUCAUUCGUACGCUUUUCAGCCAAAGAAUGAAACCCCCGCUGUCAAAGAUGAAAGUUCAGAACAUAGUGAUCCUCAACCUUCUAGUAAAAAGAGUGUUCGCAGAUCACCUCGACUCAAAAAAACUCGAUCAAAAUCUCUGAAAAUUGAUAGUACAAGUGGAAGUGAUGAUGAAAAAAUAGAAAGCGAUUGUUAUGAGCCAAUUGUUCUUAUAGAGGCAAAAGACGAUUACGUUGAUGAGUUUAAACCAUCUCUAAAAAGAUCACGAUCAAGAGCAAAUAGCUAUGCUGAAACAAAAGAUAAUCCAAACAAUGAAUACGAGGAACCUCCGGUUUAUUGGUGUGAAUUGUACUCGGAAAUUGAUAAAAAAUGGUUUUGUGUGGAUCCAAUAAGAGCAAUAAUUGACGAUCCUCACGCUAUGGAACCAGCUAAUAAUUCUACCAAUAAUGUAAUGGCAUAUGUUGUGGCUUUUGAAAAGGACCUUUUUGUUAAGGACGUGACUCGUCGUUAUGCUUCUAAAUGGGGAGCACAUACGCGUAAAUUACGCAUUCCACCAACUAAAGACGGGUAUGAUUGGUGGCAAGAGACAUUAAGUUACCGAGCUCGACUUUAUGAAACGGAACGUGAUAAAUUGGAGGAUAAAGAAUUAUCUUCCACAGAAACUUCUGAGGCAAUCCCCAUGACCAUUAGUGCUUUUAAUAAUCAUCCAUUAUAUGCUCUUGAACGUCAUUUGAAAAAAUUCGAGAUAUUACAUCCAAAGGAACCAAUACUUGGAGAAAUUCGCGGUGAACCAAUUUAUCCGCGUGAAUGUGUUAAACAGUUGCAUACUGUUGAAACAUGGUUAAAGGAAGCUCAGGAGGUCAAGGAAGGAGAGCAACCUCUGAAAUAUGUAAAAUCUCGUGCAGUCACACUGAGUAAAAAAAAGGAAGAUAAAAUGGCCGAAUAUUUUGGUGAUGCACCAAGGGAAUCUGGAUUAUACGCAGAAUGGCAAACAGUACCAUAUAAUCCGAAACAUUUAAUUGAUGGCAAGAUUCCUGUAAAUAAGUAUGGUAAUGUGGACAUGUUCAAACCAAGCAUGUGUCCAAUCGGAGCUGUUCACAUACCAAUUCGUGGUAUUGCCAAAGUCGCAAAAAAACUUGAGAUUGAGUUUGCCGAAGCUGUUACCGGUUUCAAUUUUCAAUGUCAUCGAUGUGCGCCUAUAAUUGAGGGGAUUGUUGUCGCUAAAGAGAACGAAGAAAUUGUUCUAGAGGCAUGGAGAGAACAUUCAGAAAUUGUAGCAGCUCGAGAAGCCGCAAAACGACGAAAGGGAACAUUAGCCAGAUGGCGUAAACUUGUUGUCAAGAUGCGGAUUCGGCUACGUGUCAGUCAACAAUUUGCUGAAAAAAUAGAGGAACGGGCAGAGAGUGGAGAGAGUGAGUUUGAACAUGAAGAUGAGGACGAGUUAAUGCAUGAUGACAAUGAAGAAGAGAAAAAGCCAUAUAAGGUUAAGGUUAAGGAAGUGGAGGGUGAUGAUUAG
Ambispora leptoticha is the source of this 2310-nucleotide messenger RNA. Lineage: Eukaryota; Fungi; Glomeromycota; Glomeromycetes; Archaeosporales; Ambisporaceae. The record is from the annotation of a GenBank genome assembly.